AUGGCUUAUCAAGAUAUAAACCAAGGACAGAAACAUCCAUUUGGUAAUAAAGUUCAAACUGCUAGUCAGGCAGUCCUGGACCUGUACAAAAAAUUAAGUUGCGCACCAACAGACGAUGAACAAAUUCGUCUUUUAGCAGCUUUGAAGUGCUUUUUAGUAUUAGACGACGAAGAAGCUUUUCAAUUAAACAGUGCGCAAUAG
Messenger RNA from Ambispora leptoticha, 201 nucleotides. Lineage: Eukaryota; Fungi; Glomeromycota; Glomeromycetes; Archaeosporales; Ambisporaceae. The record is from the annotation of a GenBank genome assembly.